AGAUCAAAAGUUUUAUGACUCCAGAUGUUUUUUUUUGGAUUUUAGAAAAUUUGUUUUAAAAUUCAGUUCCAAUCUUUCCGGUAAGACAAGAUGAUCGCAGUUGUUAUCCUUGGUUUAAUGAUUCUUGGAGUCGAGAGCUCUAAUACUUUAGAAUCCAACUCCUCUUCAGAUUCAGCUGAAAGUAUUGAUUCUAUUUUACGAGUGAAAAGAGCCAUGGGUCUUAAUAUGAAAUUUGCCCAGGAGGUUUUAGAUGAGCAUAACAAGUACAGGAAACUACAUGGAGUUCCACCACUUAAACUUACGGAGACGAUGAUGCUACGUGCUCAUUUUUCUGUAGGAGAAGUAUCCAACCUCAGACCUAGUGGUACUUUUUAUGGAGAAAAUGUGUAUAAAGGAGAGGGACCACUGUCAGCUAAACAAGUUGUGGAGAGUUGGUACAAUGGAAUACAAUAUUAUAAAAACUUUUUUGGAGGCGAGCCAAAAGAAGUAUCAAAAGAUGAAAAAAAGAAAAUAGGUCAGUUUGCUCAGAUCAUUUGGAAGAAAACUACUGAGCUAGGUGUUGGUGUAACGCAAAAGAAUGGACAAUGGUUCGUAGUUACAGCAUAUAAUCCAAGAGGAUUGAGUUAUGGAAGUUACAAAGAAAAUGUUCUGAGGCCAAAAGCUUGAAAAAUUGUGUAUUUUACUGAAAAAUGUAUAACUGGCAUUAAUAAACUGCUAUUUUUCAAAGUCUAUAAAU
Molecule: messenger RNA, 736 nt
Organism: Eurytemora carolleeae
Lineage: Eukaryota; Metazoa; Arthropoda; Copepoda; Calanoida; Temoridae
Product: Golgi-associated plant pathogenesis-related protein 1
Exons: 10
Coding region: 91-666 (191 amino acids)
Source: RefSeq, a predicted model, not a curated record